Molecule: messenger RNA, 902 nt
Organism: Portunus trituberculatus (swimming crab)
Lineage: Eukaryota; Metazoa; Arthropoda; Malacostraca; Decapoda; Portunidae
Product: C-factor-like
Exons: 3
Coding region: 29-565 (178 amino acids)
Source: RefSeq, a predicted model, not a curated record
GGUAGACAACAAGUCACUGCCGCGUGUGAUGGAGGAGGUGAAAGCUGCCGUGGGGAGUCUGGGCCUCAACCUGUUGGUGAACAACGCCGGGAUUAUGGAAAAGUGCUCUACUCAGACGUUCGGAGUGCCUCUGGGAAACGUAGAGCCGGAGAUGUUUCGGAAUGUCCUUGAGACCAACACCAUUGCUCCACUCAUGCUGAUCAAGGCCUUGCUUCCACAGCUGAAGGUGGCAGCGGCGACGGGUGAGUCUCGUGCGAUCGUGGUGAACAUUUCUUCUAUUAUGGCUAGCAUGGGCACCUCUCUAAACAGACACGGCAUUUAUGCAUACCGCUCCAGCAAGACGGCUCUAAAUAUGGUCACUAAAAUUCUGGCGGAGGAUCCCAGCACGAAAGGGUUACUGUUCGUGGCGAUACACCCUGGUUGGGUCCGCACCGACAUGGGUUCCUCAGAGGCGCUGCUCACACCCGAGGACAGCGUUUCCCAGAUGUUGCCUGUGAUCGUGAGCAUCAAUGAAAAACAAAACGGCGUCCUGCUCAACUACGAUGGUUCUGUCCUGCCGUGGUGAUUCCUGUGGCUUGUGUUGGAGCAGCUCGUGUCUAUGAACCCGUCCACGUCUUGCUGGGGCUGAUGUUAUGAUAUCAUUUAAUUGUUCCUGAAUGAAUAAAAACAGGGAACAGCAACACCACUUUUAUUUAUUUGCUUUUGUACGUGGCAUAGCAAAUAAUCACAUCACCAAAGUAAAAGAAAUCCAGGAUAUUAUUAUACAAUUCUUGCUGUAAAUUCCAUGGAUCAUGACAAAAAACACACCAAAAGUAGUUAUCGCAUUGCUCACACACACACACACACACACACACACACACACACACACACACACACACACACACACACACACACACACACAC